Molecule: messenger RNA, 676 nt
Organism: Cylas formicarius (sweet potato weevil)
Lineage: Eukaryota; Metazoa; Arthropoda; Insecta; Coleoptera; Brentidae
Product: density-regulated protein homolog
Exons: 4
Coding region: 76-603 (175 amino acids)
Biological process (GO): translation reinitiation; formation of translation preinitiation complex
Molecular function (GO): translation initiation factor activity; mRNA binding
Source: RefSeq, a predicted model, not a curated record
UUAACUUUUAGGUUAGGAUAAAUGUCCAGUUUUUAUAAAUUAUUCUGCUUGGUGUGUUUGCUAUAAGUGGUGAGAAUGACUGAAGACAAAUUAAAAAUCGGUCCCAAAGAAAAUAUCACUUAUCCGAUUCAAGUUGUAUAUUGCGGUAAUUGUACAAUGCCAAUUGAAUAUUGCGAAUAUUAUCCAGAAUACGAAAAAUGCAUACAAUGGCUCGAGCGCAAUUUGCCGUCUGAAUUUGAAAAGGUAAAAAUUGGUGAAGAUACUCCAAUCGAGGAAGAAAAAAAGCGGCAAAAGCGGGGUGGAAAAGGGAUGAUCAAAACUAAAAAGAAGGAAGAAGGACCUAAGCAAGUUUGCGUGUCUCGGGCCCCACGAGGGAAGAAGAAGUCUGUAACAGUAGUCACUGGGCUGAGUAGCUUUGAUAUUGAUUUGAAAGUUGCCGCAAAAUUUUUUGGUACAAAGUUUGCAUGUGGAUCAUCAGUAACAGGGGAAGAUGAAAUUGUAAUCCAGGGUGAUGUUAAGGAUGAUUUAUUUGAUGUUAUUCCAGAGAAAUGGCCAGAAAUUGAUGAGGAUUUAAUUGAAGAUUUAGGAGACCAAAAAAGAUAAAUAAUUUAUUAUUAUUGUAAAUUAUAAUAACUGUUCUUUUAUUUGUAGCAAUUAAAAUUUGUUUAUUCCAGUU